CGCGCGCUUUCACAACAUGAAGUCCAACACCUCGGCUCUACCCACAAUGCACUGCGGCCAAGGUAACACCCACUCUGUUGACUAGUGGCAAAGCCGAGGCUGACGCGGCCAGCCUGCGGAGAGAAGACGACUCUCCCGCCUCACUUCGUCCAUGCGACCAAGAUGCCCACCAACUUCACCGUGGUGCCGGUGCAAGACGCCGAGGGCGGCGCGGCGGCGACGGCGACGGGAGGCGGCAAACCCGCCACCCUCGACCAGGUGUUCGUGGACGGGGACAAAGACGACAACUCGGACGGAUCCCAGUCAGGUGGGAGGAGACGACAUCCAGAAGGAGUCUCGUCCAUUCAUCCUGGACAGCAACAUGGAAGCGUACAAUGGCAAGAACAUGGCCCUGUUCGAGGAAGAAAUGGACAGCACUCCAAUGGUAUCGUCGCUUCUCAACAAGCUGGCCAACUACACCAACCUGACCCAAGGAGUCCGAGAACACGAGGAGGCCGAAGAUGGCUUCAGAAGGAUCGCUGUCACGGUGCCCCCCAUGGGAACCUUUAUCGGAGUCUACCUGCCCUGCAUGCAGAACAUCCUGGGCGUCAUCCUCUUCCUGCGUCUCACCUGGAUCGUGGGCACGGCGGGCAUCCUGGGCUCCUUUGCCAUCGUGUCCAUGUGCUGCAUCUGCACCCUCCUCACAGCCAUAUCCAUGAGUGCCAUAGCAACCAAUGGAGUGGUCCCAGCGGGCGGCUCCUACUACAUGAUCUCCAGAUCAUUGGGACCGGAGUUUGGCGGCGCUGUGGGUCUGUGUUUCUAUCUGGGGACCACCUUCGCCGGAUCCUUGUACAUACUGGGCACUAUCGAGAUCCUACUGACGUACAUCGUUCCAACAGCAACGCUGUUUGAGGCGGAGAGUUUAGAAGGGCAAGGCACCGCAGCAAAGAACACUGUGCGCGUCUACGGAACCUGUUGCCUGCUUCUGAUGGCACUCAUUGUGUUUGUGGGAGUAAAAUACGUGAACAAACUGGCCCUGGUGUUCCUGGCCUGUGUCAUGCUGUCCAUCAUGGCCACCUACGCAGGAGUGAUCAAGACCCUCAUUCAACCUCCAGAGUUUAAUGUUUGCCUUCUGGGGAAUCGAUCUCUGACCAAUGACAAAUUUGAAGUAUGUGCCAAGACUGAGGUGGAGAACAACCAGACCGUGACCACCCAACUGUGGAGACUUUUCUGCAGCAGCGAACAUCUCAACGCCACCUGCGAUGACUACUUCACCCUCAACAACGUGAGCGAGAUAAGGGCCGUGCCUGGGUUCCACAGUGGCGUCAUCAAAGAUAACCUAUGGGGCGACUAUGGUCCAGCUGGUAUGGUGAUAGAAAAGAAACGCCAGGGCUCGGUAGCAGCAGAAGACACAUCCGGUGAUGUCUACAAGCCCUACGUCUUCAACGACAUGGCCACCUACUUCACGCUGCUGGUGGGAAUUUAUUUCCCCUCGGUCACAGGUAUCAUGGCUGGCUCCAACAGGUCUGGCAAUCUAAGAGAUGCCCAGAGGUCCAUACCAUUUGGAACCAUAAUGGCCAUUGUCACCACUUCUGUCUUCUACAUCUCCUGUGUGCUCUUGUUUGGAGCUUGUAUAGAAGGAGUGGUGCUGAGGGACAAGUUUGGGGACUCUGUGAAGAAAAACCCGGUGAUCGGUAUCCUGGCCUGGCCCUCACCUUGGGUUAUUGUGAUCGGAUCAUUUUUCUCCUGUUGUGGGGCGGGGCUUCAGAGUCUGACUGGUGCCCCUCGGCUGCUGCAGGCCAUCGCACGUGAUGGCAUCAUUCCCUUCUUGCAGAUCUUUGGUCACAGCAAGGCCAACGGUGAGCCCACCUGGGCUCUGCUGCUGACAGUCGCCAUCUGUGAGAUAGGAAUCCUCAUAGCUUCUCUGGACGAUGUGGCUCCUAUCCUCUCCAUGUUCUUCCUCAUGUGCUAUCUCUUUGUCAACCUGGCCUGUGCUGUCCAGACUCUGCUGCGAACACCCAACUGGAGACCUCGCUUCAAGUUCUAUCACUGGAGUCUGUCCUUCUUGGGCAUGAGUCUGUGUGUCUCCCUCAUGUUCAUCUCCUCCUGGUACUACGCCCUGGUUGCCAUGGUGAUAGCUGGCUGCAUCUACAAGUACAUUGAGUACAGAGGGGCACAGACGGAGUGGGGUGAUGGUUUACGAGGUCUGUCUUUAAACGCCGCACGCUACGCUCUCAUUCGCUUGGAGGAAUCUCCGCCGCACACCAAAAACUGGAGGCCUCAGCUGUUGGUGCUCUGCAAGCUGGACUCCCACCUGGCAGUCAAACAUCCUCGCCUGCUGUCCUUCACCACGCAGCUGAAGGCCGGCAAGGGACUGACCAUAGUCUGUUCAGUCCUGCACGGCACCUACAUGACCCGGGGAGCCCACGCCAAGACCGCAGAGCAGAACCUGAAGGCGGUCAUGGCCGCGGAGCGGACCAAAGGUUUUUCCCACGUGGUCGUGUCCUCCAACCUGCGAGAUGGUUUCUCUCUGCUCAUCCAGUCCGCAGGCCUGGGCGGGAUGAAACACAACGCCGUUCUGAUGGCUUGGCCGGCGUGCUGGAAGCAAGCCCGGGACUCCUCCUCCAGGAGGAACUUUAUAGAGACGGUGAGGGAGACGACUGAGGCACAUCAGGCUCUGCUGGUUGCUAAGAACAUAGACCACUUCCCAGGAAACCAGGACCGCCUGGAGGGAGGAAGGAUCGAUGUGUGGUGGAUCGUCCAUGAUGGUGGACUGCUCAUGUUGCUGCCAUUUUUAAUCACUCAACACAAGGUGUGGAAGAAGUGUCAGAUGCGCAUCUUCACCGUGGCUCAGAUGGACGACAACUCCAUCCAGAUGAAGAAAGACCUCCAGAUGUUCCUCUACCACCUACGUCUGGACGCGGAGGUGGAGGUGGUGGAGAUGCACGACAGCGACAUCUCAGCCUUCACCUACGAGAAGACCCUGGUGAUGGAGCAGAGGUCUCAGAUGCUGAAGCAGAUGCAGCUGUCCCGCACAGAGAGGGAGAGAGAAGCUCAGCUCAUCCAUGACAGGAACACCGCCUCGCAUUCCACUAAGGAAGACAAAGCUUCGGUGGGCACGCCUGACCGAGUCCACAUGACCUGGACCAAGGACAAGCUGAUCAGUGAGAGGAACAAGCACAGGGAAGGAAUGGGAGUGAAGGACAUGUUUAAUAUGAAACCCAACCAGUCCAACGUGCGCAGGAUGCACACAGCAGUCAAACUAAACGAGGUGGUGCUGAAGAACUCCCGUGAUUCUCAGCUGGUGCUGCUCAACAUGCCUGGACCCCCCAAGAGCAAGAAAGGGGAUGAGAAUUACAUGGAGUUUCUAGAAGUUCUAAUGGAAGGACUGGACCGUGUCUUACUGGUUCGCGGAGGAGGUCGGGAGGUGAUCACCAUCUACUCGUAGUGCUAAGAUGUUCCUCUGGGCCGGAGGUAGGACAACCAUGCUGCUUGCAGAAGAAACACCUUCACAUACACUUUAAGGAAGCAAACUCCAACAUGAACUAUUCAAUUCAGGGACUUGGAUCACAAAGCUGCAGUUUAGAACAUCUUCAAUGCACUGACUUUUUACUCCAGAGAAAGAAGACUCACUUCCUUUUAAGGGAAACAAUCAUGUCUUCAAACCCUUUAAGGUCCUCGUCUCGUGUCCCAGGGAUUGGAAAAUGUUUUUUAUGGUUUUAUUUCAAUUAAAAGUUGUCAAUAGAAGUA
Messenger RNA from Entelurus aequoreus (snake pipefish), 3729 nucleotides. Its product is annotated as solute carrier family 12 member 7-like. The transcript is spliced from 26 exons. NCBI's taxonomy places the organism in Eukaryota, Metazoa, Chordata, Actinopteri, Syngnathiformes, Syngnathidae. The record is from RefSeq and is a predicted model, not a curated record. Gene Ontology annotation, cellular component: membrane. Gene Ontology annotation, molecular function: potassium:chloride symporter activity. Gene Ontology annotation, biological process: chloride ion homeostasis; potassium ion import across plasma membrane; cell volume homeostasis. The coding region runs from base 152 to 3427 and encodes 1091 amino acids.